AUGUCUGACCCCGCCGCAGAAGUCGCAGCGUCUCGGGACGACGGCAAGGUGCACCUCUUACUUUGCGCCUCAGGCUCAGUAGCAACCAUAAAGAUUCCAAAUAUCAUCGAAGCGCUCGGAAAACAUGAAAAUCUCUCCAUCAGACUCAUCCUCACUGCUUCCGCGGCACAGUUCUUGACCGGCAAUACGGAAGAGCAGCCGUCACUAGCCACGAUCCGCAAGAUGAAGAACGUAGACGGAAUUCAUCUUGAUGAACAGGAAUGGGUUUCUCCAUGGAGACGCGGCGCUAGCAUAUUGCACAUCGAGUUAAGGCGCUGGGCGGACAUGAUGCUCAUCGCACCGUUGAGCGCGAAUACCCUCGCCAAGAUUGUGAACGGCUUUUCGGACAAGUAG
This is a messenger RNA of Colletotrichum chrysophilum, 393 nucleotides long. RefSeq lists its product as uncharacterized. The record is from RefSeq and is a predicted model, not a curated record. Gene Ontology annotation, cellular component: phosphopantothenoylcysteine decarboxylase complex. Gene Ontology annotation, molecular function: FMN binding; phosphopantothenoylcysteine decarboxylase activity. Lineage: Eukaryota; Fungi; Ascomycota; Sordariomycetes; Glomerellales; Glomerellaceae. The transcript has a single exon. Bases 1 to 393 code for a protein of 130 amino acids. Gene Ontology annotation, biological process: coenzyme A biosynthetic process.